Messenger RNA from Pochonia chlamydosporia 170, 366 nucleotides. RefSeq names its product small nuclear ribonucleoprotein Sm D1. Gene Ontology annotation, cellular component: pICln-Sm protein complex; spliceosomal tri-snRNP complex; U4 snRNP. NCBI's taxonomy places the organism in Eukaryota, Fungi, Ascomycota, Sordariomycetes, Hypocreales, Clavicipitaceae. Gene Ontology annotation, biological process: RNA processing; spliceosomal snRNP assembly. The transcript has 3 exons. Bases 1 to 366 code for a protein of 121 amino acids. The record is from RefSeq and is a predicted model, not a curated record. Gene Ontology annotation, molecular function: RNA binding.
AUGAAGCUCGUUCGGUUCUUGAUGAAGUGCGCAAACGAGACGGUGACCAUUGAGUUGAAAAAUGGCACCAUCGUCCACGGCACAAUCUCUUCCGUCUCGCCGCAGAUGAACACGGCGCUGCGCACAGUCAAAAUGACCCCCAGGGGCCAAGAUCCCAUCUCCCUCGACACCAUGAACAUUCGAGGCUCAACAAUCCGAUACUUCAUCCUUCCCGACUCCCUCCCCCUCGACACGCUAUUAAUCGACGACGCACCCAAGCCCAAGAACAAGGCACGCAAGGAGGCCGACCGCGGUGGACGUGUAGGCCGCGGAGGCAGAGGCGGUCCCAGAGGACGCGGCCGUGGUCGCGGCCGUGGAAGGGGCUAG